AGAUGCCAUUCUUACACUAACCAUUUAUUAUCUCCUUCAGAAAAUUUUCUGGAUAGAGAAGAUAAUGAGCUCCUUAGGAUUUUCUGUUGGCACUUGUUCUCCACCAAGUGAGCAAAGAAAAUGCAGAAGUUUUGUGAGCAGCAGCUUAAACAAAGCAGAGGCUAUUAACUUGAGAAGCAAGCAAAAAAUCUCUGAUCAUGAGUUAAGUUUUGUUCAACCAGCUUCUUGUGGUAGAAGAGAAGCAAUUAUUGGUUUUGGUUUCUGUAUUGGUCUUGUUGAUAACGUUUCAGCAUUGGCUGAAACAAGUUCUUGUGAAUUCUCUGUUUCUCCUUCUGGUCUUGCCUUUUGUGAUAAGGUAGUUGGAUAUGGUCCUGCAGCUGUUAAAGGGCAGCUAAUCAAGGCACAUUAUGUUGGGAAGUUGGAGAAUGGGAAAGUGUUUGAUAGUAGCUAUAAUCGGGGAAAGCCUCUAACUUUCCGAAUAGGUGUUGGUGAGGUGAUUAAAGGUUGGGACCAGGGAAUCAUUGGCUCUGAUGGAGUUCCUGCUAUGCUUACUGGAGGGAAACGAACAUUAAAGAUUCCUCCAGAACUCGCGUAUGGUGAUCGAGGCGCAGGUUGCAAAGGAGGCUCAUGUCUCAUUCCACCAGCUUCUGUUCUUCUCUUUGACAUUGAGUUCAUAGGUAAAGCUUGAGAGAGCUUUCUGCUUUUCUUUGUCUUUGCUGAGCCACCAUCUUCUUUAUAGAAACAAAAAUAUACUCUAUUUGUAAUCAAGUGAAUAUUUUCUGGCUCUUUUUCAAAGUUGUUUCGUUCAUAUAUGCUUUAUCCAA
Messenger RNA from Brassica rapa (field mustard), 824 nucleotides. Its product is annotated as peptidyl-prolyl cis-trans isomerase FKBP13, chloroplastic. The record is from RefSeq and is a predicted model, not a curated record. Gene Ontology annotation, molecular function: peptidyl-prolyl cis-trans isomerase activity. Gene Ontology annotation, cellular component: chloroplast. Lineage: Eukaryota; Viridiplantae; Streptophyta; Magnoliopsida; Brassicales; Brassicaceae.